CUAUAGUCCAAGGAUCAAUUGAGGCAUGCAAAACGUAUGCUGAGAUGCUGUAGUUCUAAGACCCUAGGAAUGCUGUAAGACCGUAGGACUAUUGAUAAGGAACUUUCGCCCAGACUUCAUCCUCUCAAUCUCUUAUCGAGAAUAACAUACACCCAAAUACGUGCUUUACCCAUCAAGAUACAUACUCCCAUCAUGUUCAACGUCGUGGAAGCCAGCAUCGCUUCCCACCGCGACGCUUUGAACUCAGGAGCCACUACCAGCGUCGAGCUCGUCAUCACCUACCUCCUCCGCAUAGGAACCUACGACUUCGCUGGCCCGCGCCUAAACUCAUUCACGGUGUUCAACUCGCACAUUCUCGAUGAAGCCCGUGCCAGUGACCAGCGCCGUGCAUCUGGUAAACCCCUCGGACCGCUUGACGGCAUCCCGUACACGCUCAAAGAUAGCUACAAGUAUGCCGGAAUCACCGUCUCUGCGGGCUCCCUCGCAUUCAAAGAUCUACAUUCAAAUGAAGAUGCGUGGGUAGCUGCGAAAUUGAGAGAAGCCGGGGCGGUGUUGAUUGGCAAAACGAAUAUGCCGCCCAUGGCUGCGGGAGGCAUGCAGCGCGGACUCUAUGGGUGCGCGCUCUCCCCAUACAAUGUCGACUUCUUGACCGCAGCGUUUGUGUCUGGAUCUUCGCAAGGUGCUGCGACGUCGACGGCGGCGAGUUUCGCAGCCUUUGGGCUGGGUUCGGAGACGGUGAGCUCAGGUCGUUCGCCGGCUUCGAAUAACGGGCUUGUGUGCUACACGCCUUCUCGAGGGGUCAUUUCGUGUAGAGGUUUGUGGCCACUUUAUGGAACUUGCGAUGUCGUGGUGCCGUACACGCGGACCGUGGCGGAUAUGGUUGAGGUGCUGGAUGUACUGUGUCAGAAGGAUGAAGAGACAGUGACGGAUUUUUGGCGCGAGCAGACGUUCGUCAAGCUACCCUCUCCAUCUUUUCGGUGGACUACGGAUAAGCAAAACUUGGAGGGAAAGCGAAUUGGCGUCCCCCGAGCCUAUGUCGGAGAGAAAGACGGGAAAGACACGGUUGUCUUACCUGGUGUGAUUGAGCUAUGGAAGGAUGCACGAAAGCAACUCGAGGAACUUGGCGCAGAAUUGGUGUUGACAGACUUUCCCCUGGUAACUAACUACGAGGACGACAGUGUGUCUGGCCUCGCCAACAACGUCGUCGGCGCACCUCAUAACUGGAGCACGAUAGAACGCGGUCUCAUCAUCGCGAAGUCCUGGGAUCAGUUUCUCAAGGCCAGUGAUCACCCGGGCCUCGCAAGCGUCAACGGGGCUGACAUCUUUCCAAAGCCACCAGACUACAUCCCAGACCUCUUCGCAGAAGCCAAGAAUGCCAUCAACUACCCCGGCCUUACCAAACUCGGCGCAGAAUCAACCUCGCUCUGGGAGAUUCCGGGCAUGGCGGAGACUCUCCCGGCGCUUGAAGCGCAGCGUAAGAGAGACUUCGAAGAUUGGCUCGACAAACAGAAGUUUGAUCUCGUCGCGUUCCCUGCACAAGGCGGCAUCGGACGUGCAGAUGUAGAGGAGAAUACGGAGAGCGCGAGGCACGCCAUGCAGAAUGGAAUCAGGUACUCAAAUGGCAACCGAGCUCUAAGGCAUCUAGGCGUGCCGACUAUAAGCGUGCCGAUGGGAGUACUGCCAGAUAUUGGCAUGCCUGUGAACCUGACCUUUGCGGGAAAAGCAUAUGCGGAUGAUGAGCUGCUAGAGUUCGCAGCGGCGUUUGAAAGGAAGAGUGCGGCAAGAGUCGAACCGAAGAUCACAGCAGAGUUGAAGCGGGAAUUUGGCAGCGGGAAGAUGACUGCGAAGUAUGAGGAUGGAAGGGUUAGUGGGACCGGGGAGGCUGAGGUGUUUGUCAAUGGAUCCAGGGUAGAUGUGAAGACAGACGAGGGACAUUGGGUGCUUGAAUCGAUCCCCGAACCCCCUGCGAGACCGACCAGAAGGACGGCGGGUCCGCAUACCAUGGUGUUGGUAACUGGCAGGCAACCUAGUGGAAGCGUGGAUGCAGAGGUUUUCUUCAUUACCUAAACAUCAUUCUUCUUCUAUUGGAUCGUAUAUUUAAACGAACCGUCACUCAACUUCGACGCUGCUUUACCAAAAGAUUGUGUACUCUGCCCCCAUAGGCCCUUUGACAUCUGGACUGGAUAAGAAACCCUAUUCACUGCGAGGGAGUUGACGAGAAGAGGCUUUCAACUGGCAAGUCACUCCAUAUUUGGCUACUCUUGCUGGCGGUGGCUAGCAACCAAGAGGAGCACGCACGGUGUAGAAUAUUGCGAUGACACGCCCUAGCUUUCCGCUCUCUGCAGUUUCGACUUACAUGUUCUUGAUCACGCUGCAUGCAUCUAGACGAUCUAUCUUCGGUGUGUUUGCUGCAAGUGUUCUAGGUUUGAAUUACCC
Messenger RNA from Mytilinidion resinicola, 2436 nucleotides. RefSeq names its product amidase signature enzyme. The transcript has 2 exons. The record is from RefSeq and is a predicted model, not a curated record. NCBI's taxonomy places the organism in Eukaryota, Fungi, Ascomycota, Dothideomycetes, Mytilinidiales, Mytilinidiaceae. Bases 193 to 2067 code for a protein of 624 amino acids.